AUGACAAGGCAGAUACUGACACCGAUGACAAGAGAGAGACUGACAGACAAGACAGAGACUGACAACGAUGACAAGGCAGAGACUGACAACGAUGACAAGACAGAGACUGACAACGAUGACAAAGCAGUGAAUGACAACGAUGACAAGGCAAAUACUGACACCGAUGACAAGACAGAGACUGACAACGAUAACAAGACAGAGACUGACAACGAUGACAAGACAGAGACUGACAACGAUGACAAGACAGAGACUGACAACGAUGACAAGGCAGUGAAUGACAACGAUGACAAGGCAAAUACUGACACCGAUGACAAGACAGAGACUGACAACGAUAACAAGACAGAGACGGACAACGAUGACAAGUCAGAGACUGACAACGAUGACAAGGCAGUGAAUGACAACAAUGAUAAGACAGAGACUGACACCGAUGACAAGACAGAGACUGACAACGAUAACAAGACAGAGACGGACAACGAUGACAAGUCAGAGACUGACAACGAUGAUAAGGCAGUGAAUGACAACGAUGAUAAGACAGAGACUGACAACGAUGACAAGACAGACUCUGACAACGAUGACAAGGCAGAGACUGACAUCGAUGACAAGACAGUGACUGACAACGAUGACAAGGCAGAGACUGACAACGAUGACAAGGCAGAGAUUGACAACGAUGACAAGACAGAGACUGACAACGAUGACAAGGCAGAUACUGACACCGAUGACAAGGCAGUGAAUGACAACGAAGACAAGGCAGUGAAUGACACCGAUGAGAAGACAGAGAAUGACAACGAUGAGAAGACAGAGAAUGACAACGAUGACAAGACAGACUAUGACAACGAUGACACGGCAGAGACUGACAACGAUGACAAUGCAGAGACUGACAACGAUGACGAGGCAGAUACUGACACCGAUGACAAGACAGAGACUGACAACGAUGACAAGACAUAG
Messenger RNA from Mytilus trossulus (common blue mussel), 945 nucleotides. RefSeq names its product clumping factor A-like. The record is from RefSeq and is a predicted model, not a curated record. Bases 1 to 945 code for a protein of 314 amino acids. Lineage: Eukaryota; Metazoa; Mollusca; Bivalvia; Mytilida; Mytilidae. The transcript has a single exon.